Molecule: messenger RNA, 1413 nt
Organism: Knipowitschia caucasica
Lineage: Eukaryota; Metazoa; Chordata; Actinopteri; Gobiiformes; Gobiidae
Source: the annotation of a GenBank genome assembly
AUGGCCACUGAAAACCGGGUCAAUUUUUGGAGGAGAAAUGUAAAGGUUCCAGGAAGAUAUUUGAAAGAGACUAAGCUGAACCUGAACAACGUGAGAUCCAAGAAGGCCUCCAGUUUCCAUGAGUUUGCCCGAAGCACAAACGAUGCCUGGGACAUCGAGGACGAGGAGGAGGACGAGGAGGCACUCACGCAUGUCCAGACCUCAGUCUCCGUAGACCAUCCCCUGCCCCUGUCACUGCCCCCAGAGCAGAGCCCCCUGUGUGGUGAGAGAUCUGUCCACAAUGGGACCAUGGUCCAGUCCAGCAGUGACAGCCACCUCCAGGACUCAGACAUGGGCUCAGAGCAGAGGCCUCCGUCCCUCCCCUCUCGUCCCAUCAUCCCUCUGGUGGCUCGUAUAUCAGACCAGAACUCAUCUGGAGCUCCUCCCAUGACUGUGCGUGAGAAGAGCCGCCUGGAGAGGUUCCGAACGCUGCUGUGUGACCACAACACAGACCUGGAUGAGCUCCGGAAGCACAGCUGGUCAGGGAUUCCACGAGAGGUCCGGCCCAUCACCUGGAGACUGCUCUCUGGCUACCUCCCAGCCAACAGGGAGCGGCGUGAGCACGUUUUACAGAGGAAACGUGAGGAAUACUUUGGAUUCAUCGAACAGUAUUACGACUCCAGAAGUGACGAGCCGCACAGAGACACAUACAGACAGAUCAACAUCGACAUCCCCAGAACCAACCCUCUGAUCCCUCUGUUCCAGCAGCCGGCCGUACAGGAGGUGUUUGAGAGGAUCCUAUUCAUCUGGGCCAUCCGACACCCGGCCUCUGGCUACGUGCAGGGCAUCAACGACCUCGUCACGCCCUUCUUCGUGGUCUUCCUCUCAGAGUUUGUGGAGGACGACAUGGAGAACUUUGACGUUGCGGCGCUUCCUGUUGAAACUCAGAGAAACAUUGAGGCUGACAGCUUCUGGUGCAUGAGCAAGUUACUGGAUGGGAUCCAGGAUAAUUACACCUUUGCUCAGCCAGGGAUUCAGAACAAAGUGAAGGCGCUGGAAGAGCUGAUCGGCAGAAUUGACGAGGACGUCCACGUGCACUUCAGGCGGUACGAGGUGGAGUAUUUACAGUUCGCCUUCCGCUGGAUGAACAACCUGCUGAUGAGAGAGCUGCCCCUGCGCUGCACCAUCCGCCUCUGGGACACAUACCAGGCAGAGUCUGAGGGCUUCUCCCAUUUCCAUCUUUAUGUCUGUGCCGCAUUUCUCAUCAAAUGGCGCAAAGAGAUCCUGUCCAUUGCUGACUUCCAGGGUCUUCUAAUGCUGCUACAGAACCUUCCCACAAUCCACUGGGGCAACGAGGAAGUGGGGCUCUUAUUGGCUGAGGCGUACAGACUGAAGUACAUGUUUGCAGACGCUCCGAGCCACUACAAGAGAUGA